GGGGAGGGUUCCGGGCAGCUGGACGCUCCUGGACAUCUCCGGGGACCUAACACUAACCUGGACUUAGUUUGCUGGCAACAGCGGAAGGAAGUCUGAGGAUCUUCACAGGGACGGGGUGCCCUUUGGAAGAAGGGGUACUUUUGGCUCUGUCUGGAUGGAGCAGCAUCAAGAAGAGAAGUGAUCAGCCCCCAGAUUGAACAAAAGGAACAGUCUCGAGUUUUCAGGUGACACCAAAGAACCAAGCUUUCAAAGCUAGAGAUCAUCCCUCUGUUUUAGGGGACCGGACGGGUGGCACCUCCUGUUAAAUCAGGGUCUGACUCCAGGAGCCCCCAGUUAGAAGCUAGCGAGCAGCUCGGUGCAGGCAGGAGACGCGCUGCCGGGCUGGACUGCCCGGGGGACAUGCCUUCUCGCCAGGAGGACGCCUCUGGGAAGACCACCGCCGGGGAAGCAAAGUUUCAGGGCAGCUGAGGAGCCUUCGCCGCAGCCCUUCCGAGCCCAAUCACCUCCCUGGCUAUGGAGGGCGGACUCUAAAAUGAAUCCCGAUCUGGACACCGGCCACAACACAUCAGCACCUGCCCGCUGGGGAGAGUUGAAAAAUGCCAACUUCAGUGGCCCCAACCAGACCUCGAGCAACUCCACACUGCCCCAGCUGGACAUCACCAGGGCCAUCUCUGUGGGCCUGGUGCUGGGCGCCUUCAUCCUCUUUGCCAUCGUGGGCAACAUCCUAGUCAUCUUGUCUGUGGCCUGCAACCGGCACCUGCGGACGCCCACCAACUACUUCAUCGUCAACCUGGCCAUUGCCGACCUGCUGUUGAGCUUCACUGUCCUGCCCUUCUCGGCUACCUUGGAGGUGCUCGGCUACUGGGUGCUGGGGCGCAUCUUCUGUGACAUCUGGGCGGCCGUGGACGUCCUGUGCUGCACGGCCUCCAUUCUCAGUCUGUGCGCCAUCUCCAUCGAUCGCUACAUUGGGGUACGCUACUCUCUACAGUACCCCACUCUGGUCACCCGGAGGAAGGCCAUCUUGGCGCUCCUCAGUGUCUGGGUGUUGUCCACGGUCAUCUCCAUUGGGCCUCUUCUUGGCUGGAAGGAGCCGGCGCCCAACGACGACAAGGAAUGCGGGGUCACCGAAGAACCCUUCUAUGCCCUCUUCUCCUCCCUGGGCUCCUUCUACAUCCCUCUGGCGGUCAUCCUGGUCAUGUACUGCCGAGUCUACAUCGUGGCCAAAAGGACCACCAAGAACCUGGAGGCGGGAGUCAUGAAGGAGAUGUCCAACUCCAAGGAGCUGACCCUGAGGAUCCACUCCAAGAACUUUCACGAGGACACCCUCAGCAGUACCAAGGCCAAGGGCCACAACCCCAGGAGUUCCAUAGCUGUCAAACUUUUUAAGUUCUCCAGGGAAAAGAAAGCAGCCAAGACCUUGGGCAUUGUGGUCGGCAUGUUCAUCUUGUGUUGGCUUCCCUUCUUCAUCGCUCUCCCUCUUGGUCUUUUUAAAAAGCAGAUUCUGAUGCACUGGCUGAGAGGGUCUGCAUCCGCACCUAGGUGCUGUUUAUCUGAGAACCUCGACCCAGGCUCCCUGUUCUCCACCCUGAAGCCCCCCGACGCCGUGUUCAAGGUGGUGUUCUGGCUGGGCUACUUCAACAGCUGCCUCAACCCCAUCAUCUACCCGUGCUCCAGCAAGGAGUUCAAGCGCGCCUUCGUGCGCAUCCUCGGGUGCCAGUGCCGCGGCCGCCGCCGCCGCCGUCGCCGCCGCCGCCUGGGCGGCUGCGCCUACACCUACCGGCCGUGGACGCGCGGCGGCUCGCUGGAGCGCUCGCAGUCGCGCAAGGACUCGCUGGACGACAGCGGCAGCUGCCUGAGCGGCAGCCAGCGGACCCUACCCUCGGCGUCGCCGAGCCCGGGCUACCUGGGCCGCGGCGCGCCACCGGCCGUCGAGCUGUACGCCUUCCCCGAGUGGAAGGCGCCCGGAGCCCUCCUGAGCCUGCCCGAGCCGCCCGGCCGCCGCGGCCGCCAAGACUCGGGCCCGCUCUUCACCUUCAAGCUGCUGGCGGAGCCCGAGAGCCCCGGGACCGACGGGGACGCCAUCGGGGCCUGCGAGGCCGAGGCCGACGUGGCCAACGGGCAGCCGGGCUUCAAGAGCAACAUGCCCCUGGCGCCCGGGCAGUUCUAGGCCCCGGCACAGCUUCCUUUCCCCGGGAGGAGCCACCGUGGGGGGAGGGCGGGCGGAGGGCGGGAGGGGAGUGUCAGCGCCGGGGGACAGGGCCCGAGGGAGCGGGGGAGGGGGGCGGGAGAGGGGCAGCUGCUUUUCUGGCAGGGGCAUGGGUGCCAGGUACAGCGCCGCGAGCUGGGCCGAGCAUGCUGAGAGCCUGGGGGACCCGACGCCGGCCGGGAUUUACCUCUCUCUCUCUCUCUCUCUCUCUCUCUCUCUCUCUCUCUCUCUCUCUUCUCUCUGUAUAUAUAUAAACGAGUCUCUCUCUUCAUGUAUUUAACUGUGGGUACACGUGCGUGUGUCUGUGCGGUGUACGUGUGGUCUGCAUGUGUGCGUGUGUUGGGGGCCGCCCUCGCGGGCAGAGCGGGUGUGCGCCCCGGAGACAGCCAGCCAGGGUGCUGUUUGUCUCGUGACUUCGUACCUCUUAAGCCCCUCCUUGUUCUUCAAUGAAUGAUGGCACUUUGAUGGGAUUGGAAACAAAGUCAGACAUUAAAGAUCAUUUCUCCUGUG
This is a messenger RNA of Marmota monax (woodchuck), 2716 nucleotides long. It is a transcript of the gene Adra1b, whose product is annotated as adrenoceptor alpha 1B. Gene Ontology annotation, biological process: phospholipase C-activating G protein-coupled receptor signaling pathway; regulation of cardiac muscle contraction; adenylate cyclase-activating adrenergic receptor signaling pathway. The transcript is spliced from 6 exons. Lineage: Eukaryota; Metazoa; Chordata; Mammalia; Rodentia; Sciuridae. The record is from RefSeq and is a predicted model, not a curated record. Gene Ontology annotation, molecular function: alpha1-adrenergic receptor activity. Gene Ontology annotation, cellular component: membrane. The coding region runs from base 533 to 2167 and encodes 544 amino acids.